Messenger RNA from Agrilus planipennis (emerald ash borer), 1097 nucleotides. RefSeq names its product iron-sulfur protein NUBPL (gene Nubpl). The record is from RefSeq and is a predicted model, not a curated record. The coding region runs from base 175 to 1071 and encodes 298 amino acids. Gene Ontology annotation, cellular component: mitochondrion. Gene Ontology annotation, biological process: mitochondrial respiratory chain complex I assembly; iron-sulfur cluster assembly. The transcript has 5 exons. NCBI's taxonomy places the organism in Eukaryota, Metazoa, Arthropoda, Insecta, Coleoptera, Buprestidae. Gene Ontology annotation, molecular function: ATP-dependent FeS chaperone activity; 4 iron, 4 sulfur cluster binding; ATP binding.
AGUUAUGUUCAGUUGUUUCAUUGAAUCAACUUUGCCUGGCUUGUCUAUGAAUUUAACUUUGGAAAAAGGGAAAAACAGUAUUUAUAACCGUAUAAUCACAUAUAAUAGUUUUUAAGGUAAAAAUGAAACAAUUUACUUAUUUGGUUUAAAAAGAAUAUAUUGACUUCAGUUAUAAUGGAACUAAUCAAAACCAAUCGCUUACAAUUGGUAAAAUGUUUUCGUUCUCUAUAUUCAAGUUUUUCUUCAGCUGGCUCAAACCAAACAAAAGAAGAUAUCAGAAAAGCUAAUUUACUGGCACGUGGGCUUCCCAAAGUAAAGCCUAUUCCUGGAGUAAAAGAAAUAAUUUUGGUUUCUUCAGGAAAAGGGGGUGUUGGAAAAAUUAAUUUAGCUGCAGUUUUAAAACUUAUUUUUCCACACAAACACAUUGGAUUAUUAGAUACUGAUGUGUUUGGACCAUCAGUACCAUUAAUGAUGAAUUUACAUGAUACUCCUGUUUUAAAUAAAGAUAAUAUGAUGUUACCACUUACGAAUCAUGGAAUAAAGUGUAUGUCGAUGGGUUUCCUGAUUCCAGAGGAUUCCUCUGUUGUUUGGAGAGGCUUAAUGGUAAUGCAGGCAUUAAAUAAAUUAAUGUGGCAAGUACACUGGGGUACUAUUGAUUACCUAAUUGUCGAUACACCACCAGGUACAGGAGACACCCAUUUAUCACUUAUUCAAAAUAUUCCCAUAUCAGGUGUUAUAUUAAUAACAACACCCCAAACAGCUUCCAUACAAGUUACAAAGAGAGGUGCAUCAAUGUUUCAAAAAUUAAAUAUUCCUAUAAUUGGAAUAGUUGAAAACAUGAGUUAUGUAAAGUGCACUUCUUGUUUGGAAAAAAUUAAAUUAUUUGGAACUGGAACAUCAAAAUUAAGUGAAGAUUUGGGUGCAACUAUUUUAGCAAGCUUUCCUUUAAAUGAUGAAAUUAAUAAAAGUGUUGAUGUGGGGACACCUAUUGUGGUAUUGAAUAAAGAUAGUGAAACGACUUUUCAAUUUCAAAAUUUAGCUGAGAAAAUUGUUAAGAAUUUAAUAAUGUAACUUCACCAUCAUCUCUGUGUUUUUGU